Messenger RNA from Neocloeon triangulifer, 2052 nucleotides. RefSeq names its product G1/S-specific cyclin-D2-like. Bases 131 to 958 code for a protein of 275 amino acids. The transcript has 4 exons. The record is from RefSeq and is a predicted model, not a curated record. Gene Ontology annotation, molecular function: cyclin-dependent protein serine/threonine kinase regulator activity. Gene Ontology annotation, biological process: mitotic cell cycle phase transition; regulation of cyclin-dependent protein serine/threonine kinase activity; positive regulation of G1/S transition of mitotic cell cycle. Lineage: Eukaryota; Metazoa; Arthropoda; Insecta; Ephemeroptera; Baetidae. Gene Ontology annotation, cellular component: cyclin-dependent protein kinase holoenzyme complex; cytoplasm; nucleus.
CAAACUUUCGGCAGCAGCAGUUUUCAGUCUCCUUUGUCAAGCCUCUGGCCAUUGUGUGUGUCAGUCCAAGUGAAAGCUCGUUGGGCAUGCAGAUUGGGCUGCCCUGUUGACACCUGAGGAGGCUCGAGCCAUGGCCGACAACCUGCUGUGCCUGGAGAGCAUCGCCGAGUCGCGGGCCAGCAUGGACCCCGUCAUCUUCCGCGACCCCCGCAUCCUCGACAACAUGCUGGCGAACGAGGCCGCCUCGGUCGUGUCCGCCGACUACUUCGCCACCACCCAGAAGGACACGCACGUUCGGCCCUACAUGCGCGCCGACAUCGUCGAGUGGAUGAUGGAGGUGUGUGACGAUUUGAGCUGCGACACGCACGUGUUUCCACUGGCCGUGAAGCUUCUGGACAUGACUUUGGCCAGCAUCACCAUGCAGAUCGACCAGCUGCAGCUGCUCGGCGCCACUUGCAUGCACAUCGCCUCCAAGCUCAGGAGCACCAAGAUCAUUUCCACCAAGCAAUGCUCCUUCUACUCAGACCACAGCUUCAACACCAGAGCCGUCAAUCUGGCCGAGAUCAUAAUCCUGUCCACCCUGCAGUGGAAAACCUCAUUUCUGACCGCGGCGGACUUUCUCGAGCACAUUCUGGCUAGGAUGACGGUGCCCCGUGGGAUCAGCAACACCAUCAGAAAGCAUGCACACGCCAUUGUGCAGAUUUGCAGCACAGACGCUGCCUCGAUUCAAAUGAAGCCAUCGGUGAUAGGCUCGGGUGCCAUCGUGGCCGCCAUCGAGAGACUGAACGGCCCCGAGGAGAAGCGUCGCGCCCUUCGGCAGGUGUGCCACCUCACCCACCACCAGCCAGAGGAGAUCCUGCUUCUGGUGCAGCUGUUUACCUCAAGAGUCAGUCAGACGGACAAGCUGGCCACGUGCACCACCCCGACCGACGUCGAGGACAUCAACCUCGACGUCUGACUUCAUCAAGUGGUUCCGGGCCGAAAGCUAUUUUUAUAGGAAUUUAUGUGCAGAGCCGCCCGGAACGAACGUUUUUGUGAUUAUUAUUUUUUGAACUUUGUAAAUCUUUUUAGAGCAUUUUUGAAAGUUGUUACAUCAGGUGCAAAUCAGAGAGUUUUCGGCCAAAUUUCUAAUUAAGAAAAUGCAAACAUUUUUUACAAUAUUCUUAUUAAGAAGAAAAUGAUUCGAAAUUUACAUUUUCUAAAAAAUUUGCUCAUCGUUACGUGCCAGAUUUUUUUUGCGAUCUUUUGGAAGUUUCGCAAUCAGUGCUUCCUUAAUUAAAUUUAGUUAAUCUUCCUAACAUCAAUUUUCAAAGUCGAUAUGUUUGUAGAUUUAAUCAUAACAAAUUGAUAAGACAGUUAGUUAUUUCAGUCUUUAAGUCUCCUGCUUAUACCUCAGCCGGGGAGGCCUGCACCAAGAUGCAUUUAAUUACGCUGUUAAUUAACUUAAAUGUGUGGGAGAGUGUUCGGAUCGAGUGCACAACGAGUGAUUCACAAUCGGCUGGCUCCAGAAUGUGAUCCUUUCUGGAAAUCUUGUGAUUUCGAGCGGCGUCGUAAGAUUAUUUUCAGAAUUAAUUUGUAGAUCUGCUGGGAUGAAAUCAAAUCGCUAAAGUAGGAGGGUCGUUGAACAUACCAAGUGUGAUAAGAGGUAACGAAUAGAGUUCCAUUUAAGUAAGUUUAAUCACGGUGCACAAUUCCAGUUUCAAUACGACUUAUGUAAUUUAAGAACGCAGGCCUCCCGUCUUUUGCAUCAGACCAGUUGAUUUAGUCCAAAAAUAAUCAAGAGUGCUCAAAACUCUGCCGCAUUUUGAAUUAAUCUUUUGCUAGAUGUACUUAAAGUAGAUUCAACACAUGUGACUAACAAUUUCCAGAGUUUAUAAGGGCAGAAGUUUAAAAUAUAUAUCUGCAUUCGUUACUCAUGAGCACAUCAGAGAAUUUUAUUUUUAGAAUGAACUUGUAUAAAUCAAUGAUAAUAAAAAAAUGUGUCUAUUUGAUAGUUCUAUGAAUCGAUUGUUUAAGCAGAUUUUUGAUGAAUAAAAAUAAAGAGUAAUCUAU